AUGUCUCGAAACAACUCGCCUGGAAGCUCCCCUAAGUCAUCGUCUGGCCCUGACUCCCCGUCGAGGAUCGAGGCUGAUCCGCAUGUCGAGUUUGACGAUGCUGACUCUGCAGUCGAGGGCAGCUUGGCGUCCUCUACCACUUCUGUCUCGAGUAGCAUUCUCAACUAUCGCAAGCUUCACGGGAGGACUUAUGAGAAUAUUCAGACGACCGAGUACUGGGCGCCUAACGACGAGCAGCAGAAUGAGGGUCUGGACAUGAUCCACAAUGGCUUGCUCAUGACGCUCGACGACAAGUUGUUUUUUGCGCCCAUUGGUGAUCAUCCCGGUAGGGUUCUUGAUGUUGGGACCGGGACUGGGAUCUGGGCUAUUGACUUUGGGGAUCAGUUUCCAGAGACUGAGGUUAUUGGGACUGAUCUGAGCCCUAUCCAGCCGACGUGGGUGCCCCCCAACGCCGAGUUUGUCAUUGAGGAUUGUCUCCUCGAUUGGACGUGGCCACUGGAGCACUUUGACUUUGUGCACAUUCGCGCUCUCUACGGGAGUAUUCCCGACUGGGAGGUUCUCUAUAAGAAGGCGUUUGACCAUCUCAAGCCGGGAGGAUGGAUUCAGGACUUGGAGAUGGACGUCAAGAUUGAGUCUGAUCACGUUGAUUUUCCUGAAGAUCACAUCUUCAACCGAUGGGCUGAACUCUUCUACGAAGGCGGCGAAAAGAUGGGUCGUUCAUUCGCAGUCGCUCAAGGACACACCAUGAGAGACAACCUCGCAGCCGCAGGUUUCAUCGACAUUGCGGAGAAAAAGGUCAAAUGUCCCAUCCACGGAUGGCCCAAAGAUCCAAAGCUUCAACAGGCUGGGCUCUUGUUACAGCUUGCGCUUGACGAGAGCGUCGAGGGUUUUGGACUGUUCAUGUUGACGCAGGUACUGGGAUGGCAGAGAGAAGAGGUUUUGGUGCUUGUUGCCAAGUUUAGGGCUGAGAUGAGGAAGAAGAGCAACUUUGGGUGGUGUCAAUUGACCAUUGUUUGGGGACGGAAGCCUCUUGAGGGGGAAAAGGUUUGA
This is a messenger RNA of Fusarium keratoplasticum, 1050 nucleotides long. RefSeq lists its product as uncharacterized. Bases 1 to 1050 code for a protein of 349 amino acids. The transcript has 2 exons. The record is from RefSeq and is a predicted model, not a curated record. Lineage: Eukaryota; Fungi; Ascomycota; Sordariomycetes; Hypocreales; Nectriaceae. Gene Ontology annotation, molecular function: methyltransferase activity.